Messenger RNA from Hypanus sabinus (Atlantic stingray), 1143 nucleotides. RefSeq names its product sodium channel subunit beta-3-like. NCBI's taxonomy places the organism in Eukaryota, Metazoa, Chordata, Chondrichthyes, Myliobatiformes, Dasyatidae. Gene Ontology annotation, molecular function: sodium channel regulator activity. The transcript is spliced from 6 exons. Gene Ontology annotation, cellular component: voltage-gated sodium channel complex. Gene Ontology annotation, biological process: sodium ion transport; regulation of heart rate by cardiac conduction; ventricular cardiac muscle cell action potential. The record is from RefSeq and is a predicted model, not a curated record. The coding region runs from base 1 to 876 and encodes 291 amino acids.
AUGGGUAUCUCAUACCAGCGUGGGCUAGAAGAUUCAGGGGAUAAUGCCAUGCAGGUAGAUCCAGGCCUUGACCUUGCCAGAUACAUAAGGAGUAAAAGAGAAAUGAAAUUGGAUAUCAAACCACUGGCAAAUGACGGCAGAGAGGUAAUAAUGGGGGACAAAGAAAUAGCAAUCAAACUUGGUAAGAAUUUUGUGCCAAUGUUCACUGUGGUAGACACCAGCAGUAAUGCCAGAAUUUUGAGAGUGACAGGGAGCAAAAUUCUGCUUCUUUCUCUUAUAGUACAUAGUUGCCAUUUAGUCUGUGUUGAAGUUCCUUCAGAUACUGAAGCCCUACAUGGAACUAAUAUGAAACUCACUUGCAUUUCCUGUGUGAAGAGAGAAGAAGUAAAUACAGACACUAUGGUUGAAUGGACCUACAUCAACAGUGAUGGAGAAGAGAUUUCAAUUUAUGAGUACAACGGAGAGCCACGAGAGCUAAAAGGACCUUAUCAGGGCAGAAUUCUGUGGAAUGGAAGCAAAGAUCUGCAAGAUGUAUCCAUAACCAUAGUGAAUGUUACACUUAACGACAGCGGUUUGUACCGGUGCACGGUCAAACGUUAUUUCAAUUAUGAAAUGCACAGACCUUCUGUCACAGAUGUGAAAGAGGUUCAGCUAACAGUACAUGAAGAUGCCCUUGAAGAUUUUACUUCAUACAUUUCAGAAAUUAUGAUGUAUCUUCUCCUUGUUUUCCUCACUUUAUGGCUUGUUAUAGAGAUGAUAUAUUGCUACAGAAAAAUAUUGAAAUCAGAACAAGCCGCACAAGAAAAUGCAGCAGACUAUCUGGCGAUACCCUCUGGAAAUAAAGAAAACCAUUCAACUGUUCCUGUAGAGGAAUAGGCACAUUUGCUUUGGAUAGCAGAUAGAUUGGUAAGAAUAAUUUGAAACAAGUUUUGUUUAAAAAAACUCAAAGCUGCUAAGUCUAGAACUAUUAGAUAACAUGAAGUAUCUUAGAAUACGUUGGGGGUAUAUGUUAACAAAAAUUCAGUUUUUAGUUCAUGAUGAUUUUUGGCGAUAUACAUGGAUUCAAAUAUACAAUAGAACCAAAUGUUUGUUAUUAACAGUCUCACUGAAAAUAGUCCCUAUACAGUAAUUACUGGAGUCUGA